GUUUUUGUUAGGCCUUUUACUUCUCUCUGUAUGCUCAAUACAUUUAUACUCUGUAUCGGAGUAGUCCCAAAACAACAUAUCUCCUUGCUAUAAAUUUCAAUUAUUUGGACAAUCUUCUACUGCUCCUUAACAACAAGAACCAUCCCACCAUGCCAGAACCUUCAUCCUUCAAAGUUGUGCAAGUUUGUUCUGUUUCACCACCGCCACAAAAUGGAACAACAACAACAACUUCUCCAACCUCUAUACCGCUCACCUUCUUAGACAUAUUAUGGCUACGUUUCCCACCCGUUGAGCGUCUUUUCUUCUUCGAAUUUCCAAACUACCCUUCUUCUAAUUCGUUCUACGACUCUGUUCUUCCAAAUCUUAAACACUCUCUUUCCCUCACACUCCAACACUUCCUUCCCCUCGUUGGUAACAUUAUUUGGCCUUUAGACUCUCCCAAACCGAUGAUUCAUUAUGUCCCUAAUGAAGAUUCUGUUACCUUAACCAUAGCAGAGUCCAAUGAUCACGAUGUUAACCUUUUUGACGAACUUUGUUCUAAUUUAUGUGAUGCUUCACAACGUUAUUUCUUGAUACCCCAAUUGGCCAACUCUCAUGAAAAAGCUUCUGUGUUAGCGUUACAAGUAACUUUGUUCCCAAAGUUCGGAUUUUGCGUUGGAAUUUCAACACACCAUGCAGCCAUAGAUGGAAAGUCUUCAACUUUGUUCAUGAAAGCAUGGUCCUACACAUGCUCCAAGCUAUUAGAAUCACCAUCUUUUCCAUCAUCGCUACCAUUACCUGAGAAUCUAACACCAUUUUUGGAUAGGUCAGUGAUAAGGGACCCAACAAAAAUUGGUGAAGCUUAUGCAGAUUCAUGGAUGAAUCAUGGUGGAACAAAUAACCGAAGUCUCAAAGUGUGGGAUUUUCCUAAUGAGUUUGCAAAAGAAGGAUAUGGGGUUAAGGCGUUGUUUGAAUUGAACCCCACACAGAUCAUGAAGCUCAAGGAACAUGCAAAAUCCAAGAUGGGAGGAUCAAAAAGUGUGAAACUUUCAAGUUUUUCGGUUACUUGUGCUUAUGUAUUAUCAUGUUUGGUCAAAACAGAAGAGCAACACUUGUUGAAAAACGCGGUUGAAAGAGUGUUCCUUAUUUUCAGUGUGGAUUGUAGAACAAGGUUAGACCCUCCAAUUGUUUCAACAUAUUUUGGGAAUUGCGUUGCUGGAGAAAAGGUUGAGGCAGAGACAAAAGGGAUACUGUUGGGAAACGAUGAUGGAUUCAUCGUUGCUUUGAAAGGAAUCAUUGAAGCAUUGAAAAGGGUUGAAGAUGGGUUAGUAAUGAAUGGAGCAGAGUCUUGGUUUGAGGAUAUGCGAAAUUUUGCUGAUAAAGCAAAGAUAUAUUCCAUUGCUGGAUCUCCUAGGUUUGGAGUUUAUGAUGUUGAUUUUGGUUAUGCAAAGCCUAAGAAAGUGGAUAUGACUUCAACGGACAAGACAGGAGCUUUUUCUCUUUCGGAGAAUAAGGAUAACAAUGGUGGAAUAGAGAUUGGGUUGGCAUUGAAAAAAAGUGACAUGGAAACUUUCUCUACGUUUUUCAGUGAAGGACUUCAAUCCUUGUAAGCUAUGAUUAUUUACGUUUAGCAAUUAGCAUAGCUAGUUGUGUUAUUUGUACCACUUUUUUACUAUAUUGUGUCUAUUUUUUUUUAAAUGUAAAAGUGAGUAAAAAAAUUAAAAAUAAUAAA
Arachis stenosperma is the source of this 1711-nucleotide messenger RNA. Its product is annotated as malonyl-CoA:anthocyanidin 5-O-glucoside-6''-O-malonyltransferase-like. The record is from RefSeq and is a predicted model, not a curated record. The transcript has a single exon. NCBI's taxonomy places the organism in Eukaryota, Viridiplantae, Streptophyta, Magnoliopsida, Fabales, Fabaceae. The coding region runs from base 150 to 1589 and encodes 479 amino acids.